GAGCAGGCGCCGAAAUAGUGCGGUCUGUCGUCGCGCAGUCCCCGCCUCCGCCGCCCCCGCGCGCCUGGGGUGGCUCGACCACCAGUCCGCGGUCGGCUGCAGCCACAGGUAGGCCACCACCCGCAGCAACCACCUGUGACACCGACGCCGAGAUGGACAUCGAGGAGUUCAGGAAGAACGGAAAGGACAUGAUCGACUACAUCUGCGAGUACCUCGCAGGUCUGGGCGAGCGAAGGGUGACGCCAGCCAUCGAGCCAGGCUACCUGCGGCCGCUGCUGCCGUCGACGGCGCCGCUCAAGCCCGAGUCGUGGUCGGACAUCAUGGCCGACGUCGAGGAGAAGAUCAUGCCCGGUGUGACCCACUGGCAGCAUCCGCGCUUCCACGCCUACUUUCCCUCAGGAAACUCGUUCCCUUCGAUCCUCGGGGACAUGCUGAGCGACGCCAUCGGAUGCAUCGGCUUCUCGUGGGCCGCCAGCCCCGCCUGCACCGAGCUCGAGACCAUCGUGCUCGACUGGCUGGGACAGGCCAUCGGGCUGCCAAAGGAGUUCCUCGCCUUCUCCGAGGGCAGCAAGGGCGGCGGUGUCAUUCAGGGUUCAGCAAGUGAGUGUGUGCUGGUGUGUAUGCUGAGCGCGAGGGCGCAGGCCAUCAAGAAAUUAAAAAAGCAGCACCCUUUCGUCGAGGAGGGUGUGCUGCUGUCCAAGCUGAUGGCCUAUUGCUCCAAAGAGGCACACUCGUGCGUAGAAAAGGCCGCUAUGAUUUGCUUCGUAAAGCUUCGCAUCCUCGAGCCGGACAACAACUGCAGCCUCAGGGGCGCCACCCUGAGACAGGCGAUGGAGGAAGACGUGGCAAUGGGCCAGAUUCCGUUCUUCGUGUCGACGACCCUGGGCACGACCUCUUGCUGCUCGUUCGACAACCUGGUCGAGAUCGGACCCGUGUGCAGCGACCUGGACGUGUGGAUGCACGUGGACAGCGCGUACGCGGGCAACGCGUUCAUCUGCGAGGAGUUCAAGCCGCUGAUGCGCGGCAUCGAGCACGCGUCGUCGUUCAACACCAACCCCAACAAGUGGCUACUGACCAACUUCGACUGCUCCACCAUGUGGGUACGCGACAGGUUCAAGCUGACGCAGGCGCUGGUGGUGGACCCGCUGUACCUGCAGCACAACUACAGCGCCCAGAGCAUCGACUACCGCCACUGGGGCGUGCCCCUCAGCCGCCGCUUCAGGGCGCUCAAGCUGUGGUUCGUGCUGCGCUCCUACGGCAUCGACGGCCUCCAGAGGUACAUCAGGAACCACUGCAGGCUCGCCAAGCGCUUCCAGUGCCACGUCUUGAAGGACAGCCGCUUUGAGAUCAACAACGAAGUUAAGCUGGGGCUGGUGUGUUUUCGGCUGAAAGGAUCGGACGCGCUGAAUCAGAAGCUGCUGAGCGAAAUCAACGCGUCGGGCAAACUUCACAUGGUGCCCGCGUCCGUCAACGACAAGUUCGUCAUCAGGUUCUGCGUGACGGCUCAGCACGCCGCUGAGCAGGACAUCGAGUUCGCCUGGUCAGUGAUUUUAACAAUCGCCGACUCUCUUGUUGCAAAAUUGCCUGGAACCAUAAAAAUCAAAGAUGAAAAGCAAGCGUCGCGCGAGGAAGCGCUGGCCUUGGAGCGGCGUCAACGCGAGGAGCUGGCUUAUAAGCGGUCCUUCUUCGUGCGAAUGGUCAGCGAUCCAAAAAUCUACAACCCCAAGAUGAGUAUCGCGCGCAGACACGUCAGCGCGAGCGACAAUGUACGCGAGGAGGCCAGCGUCGAGGAGGAGGAGGACAGCGAGGCUGAGUCCAACGCGCAAACCCUCCAGAGGCCAAUCGCCUCGUGGAUAAGCUGGCCGCUGGCUUUUCUCUUCCAGGGCACAUUUGACGAGGCGAAAGGCUCACCUCAACUGCCCGUUAGAUUCCGCCACCUGGACACAAUGGUGCGGCUCAAGUCGAACGGUGAGAGCGCCACCGAGAGCGACGCGAGGCAGCCAAACCAAAAGUCACCGCGGAAGUCACCUCUGGGGGCGCGCAGGACUCGCGACCAGCUCUAAAAGGUCGUUUUCCUGCCUGUUUUCCUCGUAAGCUGCAGGGUUUUCUCCUUUGUUUGCGUCAAAAGAAAAUCAUCAGAGGUAAAACAUAAACGCGAUAAUCGGUGUAUGCAGUCGAGGAAAGAUGUGCAUUAAAAUAAAUAAAGAGCGGCCGAUGUGCCGAUUAUUAGAGAGAGUGAACCGCGCCUCUCCCUUCCACUGCGUCUGGUCCACCUGGCCGUGGCGGAUAAACGUUAAAUAGCCGGGUUUCCCCGCAGCAUCCGCGCGGCACCGAGAGGACCGCCCGUGGCCAAUCUGCCGCUGCUCUCUUUUUUGCAAACAUUUGUGACGCUGCACUUAUUAUACUGCAAGCUGCA
Messenger RNA from Cloeon dipterum, 2416 nucleotides. RefSeq names its product aromatic-L-amino-acid decarboxylase-like. Gene Ontology annotation, molecular function: pyridoxal phosphate binding; carboxy-lyase activity. Gene Ontology annotation, cellular component: cytoplasm. NCBI's taxonomy places the organism in Eukaryota, Metazoa, Arthropoda, Insecta, Ephemeroptera, Baetidae. Gene Ontology annotation, biological process: amino acid metabolic process. The transcript is spliced from 9 exons. The record is from RefSeq and is a predicted model, not a curated record. The coding region runs from base 153 to 2063 and encodes 636 amino acids.